AUGGCAGCUUGUAAAAUAUCGAAGAAACCAAAAACUGAUGAUAUGACAUCACACAUUUUAUUAUUAGUCACGUGUUAUUCAGAAGGUGAAAUUCAUUGGCCAGUACGGAUUUUUCUGACAAGUUCACAAUUAUUAAUGGUAAUCGCUGAUGAUGACAUAACCGGAUCAGAUAACGAUAAAACAACUCCGGAGAUAUGCGAGGAUUUAAUUGAAACAUUCAAUUUAUCUAAUUCCGAGUCUCCGAUACACAGUCAGUCAUAUUUAACCGUAGGAGAAGAUGGCACACCAGAAGAGCGAAAAGGGCUUAAAGCCGGUAAUCGUGGUAAACGAGAUUCAGGCCCAUAA
Funneliformis caledonium is the source of this 345-nucleotide messenger RNA. Lineage: Eukaryota; Fungi; Glomeromycota; Glomeromycetes; Glomerales; Glomeraceae. The record is from the annotation of a GenBank genome assembly.